Molecule: messenger RNA, 1019 nt
Organism: Anoplophora glabripennis (Asian longhorned beetle)
Lineage: Eukaryota; Metazoa; Arthropoda; Insecta; Coleoptera; Cerambycidae
Product: phosphomevalonate kinase
Exons: 4
Coding region: 62-628 (188 amino acids)
Biological process (GO): isopentenyl diphosphate biosynthetic process, mevalonate pathway; cholesterol biosynthetic process
Cellular component (GO): cytoplasm
Molecular function (GO): phosphomevalonate kinase activity
Source: RefSeq, a predicted model, not a curated record
GAAUUUUUUUGUCGUGUAUUAAUUAUUAAUUUAUUUAUAGUUAUCUCUUUGGGUGUGCAAAAUGGGGAGCCCCCACAUAAUUUUAAUGUUUAGUGGAAAAAGAAAAUCUGGCAAAGAUUUCAUUUGCGAAAAACUCAAGAUGAUUUUAGAAGAAAAAUGUGCUAUAAUUAGAAUAUCUGCUCCCCUAAAAUGUUCCUAUGCAGAGACUCAUAACUUGGAUAUAAAAGAGCUUAUGAGUGAUGGACCCUACAAAGAAAAAUAUAGACUUGACAUGAUCAAGUGGAGCGAUAAAAUCAGAGAGGAAGAUCCUGGUUAUUUUUGUAAAAAAGCUUGUGAUGAUGCGGAAAUAAAACCUGUUUGGAUUGUAACCGAUAUUCGCAGGAAGAGUGAUAUAAAAUGGUUUAAGGAAACAUAUAAAGAUAAAAUCAAAACAGUACGCAUAUCUGCUGAAUUGGAAACGAGAAAAAAUAGGGGAUGGAUUUUCCAAAACGGAGUUGACGAUGUUGCUUCGGAAUGUGACUUAGACGACUGGGUUAAAUGGAAUUUGGAAGUAAAGAAUGAUAGCGAAGAGGAACUAGAAGAUGCCAUUGAGAAGAUACUCAAUUUUGUUGCGUUUACUUUGUCUUAAUAACUUUAUGGGAAGGAUAGAAAGUAUACGUAGUUUUGGCUGCGGGUAUUUCAAGGGUCUAUAGAAAAAGUAAAAAUCCAGAUACUUUAAAGUGGGAAAGGCUGAAAAACUGGCAUCCACCAAAGAACUUGGUGGUAAAUUUAGUUUCUAUAAUCUUUAAUUAACAUUCCUUUCGGUGUUGAAUGCCAAAGAAUUUUAAUUUAAAAUUGGAAUCUCAGAAAUAUUUUUUUAAUUUAUAGUUACAUUUACAGGUACUGUAUGGUAGAAAAUUUGUACUUUGAGUCGAAUAAGUAUUUUGUUGAAUCGAUUUGAUUGCAUGAUUUCGUGUAAGGUAAAUGGAAUUAUUUCUCAGCUCCUAAUUCGAAUAAAUAAGUUUUGUAUUUUACUAUUA